GCCCCCUUGUGGUUCGAUUUUUUUUAAUUUUCCAGAGCGUUUUACAGGGUUUAACGCGGUUACGGUUUCUGCAUAACAUACCUGUCGCCCGUUUUUCUCGCUCCUGCCGUUUAUAGCCUGGCCGACUUUCACUUUCUCCUCAGUCACCAACACCACUACGCACUGGGACGAGACGUCACCAAGGGCAGACAGCAGAAGCAAUGGUUGUUUAAAUCAUCCCGUCCUUCCUGGUUUUGUGCAUCGUCUCUUAUUGAUAUCCCCGGAAUAUCGCCUAAAUAUCGAGAAGCACCCCGGGCAUACGACAUUCCCAAAACUGUCUGCGCCGCGCCCUGGUGCACACGGCUUCUAAGCGAGACAAUCCCACCCAAGACAUUUUUUAAGCGAUAGCCCAAUAUGGUCGACAACGUACCGAGUGGUUCGGCAGACACGCCGGGCGGUGCAUCUACAGCCCGCGAAUCGAUAGCUUCCUCCGACAACCAGGACCAAGAUGGCAAGCACGGUGUGUCUGUCUCCAGAGCGGAAGCAGAGUUUGCCCACUUGCAACGGGAACUCUCGAAUGUUAGUCGACGCAACAGCAAACAGCAUGGCGAUCUGGAAAAGAUCGUCCCCGUAGCCUCCAACGUGCGUUCAGAGGCUGCCUUUGAUCUCGAGGCUGCCCUGCGCGGAGACCUCGACGCUGAAGUCCAAGCUGGCAUUCACUCCAAACACAUUGGCGCCUACUGGGAUAAAUUGACUGUCAAGGGCGUUGGAGGUACUGCCAAUUAUGUCGAGACCUUCCCCAACGCCUUCAUCAACUUCUUUGACGUUGUCACUCCUGUCAUCAAGUGGUUGGGCCUUGGUCUAAAGCCUGCAGAGGCUACCCUCCUCGAUGAAUUCCAAGGCGUCUGUCAGCCUGGAGAGAUGAUUCUUGUCCUUGGCAAGCCAGGUUCGGGAUGCACAACCUUUCUCAAAACAAUCGCCAACCAGAGAUAUGGAUACACUAGCGUCACCGGCGACGUUCGAUACGGUCCCUGGACCGCCAAAGAAUUCAACAGAUACCGUUCGGAGGCUGUUUACAACGGCGAAGACGACAUCCAUCACCCUACUCUCACGGUAGAGCAGACUCUAGGUUUCGCACUGGAUACAAAGAUGGCUGCCAAGCGCCCUGGCAAUAUGACCAAGACCGCGUUCAAGGAGCACGUCAUCAACACAUUGUUAAAAAUGUUCAACAUUGUGCACACUCGAAACACGGUUGUUGGCGAUCACUUUGUGCGAGGCAUCUCAGGCGGCGAACGAAAGCGAGUCUCCAUUGCCGAAAUGAUGAUUACCAACGCUUGCAUCCUGUCGUGGGAUAACAGCACUCGUGGACUCGACGCGAGUACUGCACUAGACUUUGCAAAGUCACUGCGCAUCCAGACCAAUCUGUACAAAACCACUACUUUCGUCUCUCUUUAUCAAGCCUCGGAAAAUAUCUACAAACUGUUUGAUAAGGUGCUGGUUAUCGACCAGGGUCGUCAAGUCUUCUUUGGCAAAACAACUGAGGCUCGCGCAUACUUUGAAAGUCUUGGAUUUGCUCCCCGGCCUCGCCAAACGACACCCGAUUAUGUUACUGGCUGUACCGAUGAAUUCGAAAGACAGUAUGCUGAUGGUCAUUCUGAGCAGAAUUCUCCAAGCAGUCCCGAGUCGCUUGCCGCAGCCUUCCGAAGCUCCACGUUUCAAACACAGUUGGAUAAAGAAAUGGCCGAUUACAAGAAUGGCCUCGAGAAGCAGAAAGAGGCCCAUGACGACUUUGUUACGGCUUUCAAGGAAGGCAAACGUGGAACAUCUAGACGCUCCGUUUAUCAGGUCGGCUUCCACUUGCAGGUAUGGGCCCUAAUGAAACGCCAGUUCAUCUUAAAACUCCAGGAUCGCUUCAACUUGACCCUUUCCUGGAUCCGAAGCAUUAUCAUCGCAAUUGUCCUCGGCACUUUAUACCUGAACCUGGGCAAGAAUUCUGCAAGUGCCUUCAGCAAGGGUGGUUUGCUCUUCGUCUCGCUCCUAUUCAACGCCUUUGAAGCAUUUGCCGAACUUGGUAGCACUAUGACCGGCCGUGCUAUUGUCAACAAGCACAGGGCUUACGCAUUCCAUCGGCCUUCUGCCCUAUGGAUUGGUCAGGUAUUUGUCGAUCAAGCAUUUGCCGCGUCUCGAAUCUUGGUAUUUUCCAUCAUUGUCUACUUCAUGACGGGUCUUGUCCGUGAUGCAGGUGCAUUUUUCACCUUCUAUCUCAUGAUUCUGUCGGGUAAUAUAGCCAUGACCCUUUUCUUCCGCAUCAUUGGAUGUGUCAGCCCUGACUUUAACACGGCCAUCAAGUUUGCUGUGCUGCUCAUCAGUUUCCUCAUUACAACCUCCGGAUACCUGAUACAGUAUCAAUCAGAGCACGUCUGGCUGCGCUGGAUCUUCUGGGUCAACGUUUUGGGUCUCAUCUUCAGUGCUCUCAUGCAAAAUGAAUUCAGUCGUAUCGACAUGACUUGCACAGCCGAUUCUCUGAUUCCCUCAGGACCGACGUACAACGACAUCCAACACCAAGUGUGCACUCUGGCCGGUUCCACGCCAGGUACUACAUUUGUUUCGGGCGAUGCCUACCUGUACCAAGGUUAUUCUUACUCAAAGGGUGAUCUUUGGCGCAAUUGGGGCAUUGUCAUCGUUCUCAUUUUCUUCUUCCUCGCCCUAAACGUCGCUUUGGGAGAAGUCAUCAAGUACGGCAUGGGUGGUAACUCGUUCAAGGUGUACGCCAAGCCUACCAAGGAAUUAACGGAACUGAAUGAGAAACUCAAGGAACGCAAAGAAGCGCGACGCAAGGACCGUUCAAACGAAGCUGGCUCAGACAUCAGGAUGGAAUCAGAAAGUAUCCUUACUUGGGAAAACCUCAAUUACGAUGUCCCGGUUCCUGGAGGUACAAGACGUCUUCUCAAUCACGUUGAUGGCUAUGUUAAGCCUGGUGAGCUGACAGCUCUGAUGGGUGCUUCGGGAGCAGGAAAGACUACUCUCCUCGAUGUUCUAGCUGCACGAAAGAAUAUUGGUGUCAUCACGGGUGAUAUCCUCGUUGAUGGCUUCAAACCAGGCAAGCAAUUCCAGCGCUCGACAUCCUACGCCGAACAGCUUGAUCUUCACGAACCUACGCAAACCGUUCGCGAAGCUUUGAGGUUCUCCGCUGAUCUCAGACAACGCUUUGGUACACCAGUAGAGGAGCGAUAUGCUUAUGUCGAAGAAAUCAUUGCCCUUCUGGAGAUGGAAUCCAUUGCUGAUUGCAUCAUUGGCACCCGUGAGGAUGGUCUCACUGUUGAGCAGAGCAAGCGCGUUACCAUUGGUGUCGAGCUUGCUGCCAAACCGGAAUUGCUGCUUUUCCUUGAUGAACCUACCUCUGGUCUCGACAGCCAGAGUGCUUACAAUAUUGUUCGCUUCCUCAAGAAACUUGCUGCUGCUGGCCAGGCUAUUCUUUGCACCAUUCAUCAGCCCAAUGCCGCCUUGUUUGAUCAUUUUGAUCGACUACUUCUGCUGCAGCACGGUGGUCGUACAGUCUAUUUUGGCGACGUUGGUGAGGAUGCCAGCAUUCUCCGUGACUACUUUAAACGCCAUGGCGCCGAGGCCCUUCCUACCGACAACGUUGCCGAGUUUAUGCUCGAGGCUAUUGGAGCCGGUAGCACGCCUCGCAUUGGCGACCGGGACUGGGCCGACUUGUGGGAUGAAAGCCCCGAGUGUGCCGCCGCAAAGGUGUCUAUUCGUCAAUUACGAGAGUCUAGACAUGCUGUCUCUUCCUCAACUGCGACACGAGAUGAAAAGGAGUAUGCGUCGCCCAUGACCCAUCAGCUAAAGGUCGUAUGUCGCCGCAUGUUCCGCUCGUACUGGCGCUCCCCCAACUACCUCUUUACUCGCCUCUUCAACCACGUUGUUGUUGCACUUAUCAAUGGUCUCACGUACUUGAAUCUUGACGACUCGCGCUCCUCACUACAGUACAAGGUCUUCAUCAUGUUCCAAGUUACAGUUUUGCCGCCCCUGAUUAUCAGCCAAGUCGAAAUCAUGUUCCACAUCAAGCGCGCUCUCUUCUUCCGCGAGGCUUCUGCCAAGAUGUACUCACCAUUGACCUUUGCAAGCGCUAUUGUGCUCGCUGAGAUGCCGUACUCGAUUCUUUGCGCCGUGUUUUUCUUCCUGCCGCUGUACUUUAUCCCUGGUCUGCAGCACGAACCGUCUCGGGCUGGUUAUCAAUUCCUCAUUGUGCUCAUCACUGAGAUCUUCUCUAUAACUCUUGGUCAGGGUCUUGCGGCUCUCACCCCAUCGACUCGCAUUUCGUCACAGUUCGACCCAUUCAUCAUCAUUGUCUUUGCGCUAUUUUGUGGUGUAACAAUUCCUCCCCCGCAGAUGCCCAAGUUCUUCAGUUCAUGGCUCUACCAACUGAACCCCUUCACCCGCCUCAUUGCUGGCAUGGUGACGACGGCUCUACAUGAGCUUCCUGUCAAAUGUACACCGAGCGAGUUUAAUCGCUUCACAAGCCCCAACGGCACUACUUGCGGCGACUACAUGAUGGACUUUUUCGCCAGCGGCGGCCCUGGCUACCUAGCUGAUAACAGUACGCAGGACUGCUCCUACUGUGCUUAUAAGAUUGGCGACGAGUUUUAUAACCGCCUGGGCAUGACGUUUAACAAUAGGUGGCGCGACAUGGGUAUCUAUGCCGUGUACAUUCUAAGCAACUUGGCUAUUAUUUUCCUUGGUAGUCGAUUCCUCAACUUUAACAGACGCUAAAAGUUUACGAUAUAAAAGCCGUCAUUUUUACAAUAGAUUGUGCAUCUCAUUUACAUUUGUUUAUUUCAUUUUUUGGUCUAUCUACCUCGUUUCCUAUUCAUUUUACAUACAAUGCAUUAUAGCACGCAUGUAACUGCGUAAUAAAAGAUUGACACUUUCAAAAAACAAAAUGCGUAUACCUUGAACGUUACAUUCUCUGUUGCCAAUAAUCCCUCGCAUAGCCUGCCGUAGCAUGAAACAAUAAACCCCUCUCGCCUACCUCGUGCCCCAAGCCAUCGGUUCGGUCCAUGUAAGCCCCGACCAUUCAGAAAAAAUCUGCUAAAGUGGCUGCAGCAAUCACCUGCAUAACCACCGUACAGCCUCCUUAUUCCACUUAGCUUAUGGCCUGGGUAGCCAAACCAAAACAUGCAAGCCACUCCUGAAAAGCCCAGAUGCUUCCCCGGUCUGACCACACAUGCGCCCCGAACAGUGAGCGAACGGCGCCGUGUUCCUGGAGGCUGCCUUCUUUUCCAUGACGCUAUUGAGAAGUUAAAACUAGAAGCCAUUUACACGCCCCCUCUAUCAUUCCGGCUUGCCUUUCUUCCACCUUUUGCGACGAGCGCUAAAGGGGAAAAAAGCAAACUCCCUCUACCCAGCCGCAAAAGAAAGUAAGACAAUGGCUCAAUCAAGCCUCUUUUCUCACUCACUUUGUGUUCCCAAAAACGAGAGAGAAGGGAGGAGAGGGGGCUCGGCCGGGCAGAUCCUGUCUCGGCGCGACUUGACAUCACAAGGGCGACAUGACAUGGGCUUUAAACGGUGUGUAGGGCUGUCUGUGACGCGACCAGGACGCGUUUCUCAUUUCGCAACGGCUGGCGGAAGAGAAAAAAGGUAAACUAGACAGGUUACAGCCUGGCCGAUUGUUUAGAGACGAGGGAUCAUCAGGGUCCUGGAGCCCCCCGACAGCUUGGAUGCGACUUUGUUUUGGGGGAGAUCGAAUGACAUUCCAGAGGCGUGUGCAUUUCAUGUAUGCGCGGCACUUUGAUACAAAUUAAUAGCAGGAGAGAGAGAACAAAGAGGUAUAUAGAAAGAUUGCAUUAAUGGGUGUCCAAAUCGAAAAGCAGAAACAAAAAAAGUCUAUACAAAAAUAAACCAAAAAGCAACAUUCAAGAUGGAGGAGCCUCAUUGUCGGCAUCAGCCAGCAAAAGACUUUCCAUCUGGGUAUCAUGCGCGGUAUCGGUAAACAGAAGCAAAUCAAAAAAGCAUUCAUCUGCUCUCCUAGUCCCCUUUUUGGUGUUGCUUGCAUUGCGUAAACAGCUCGCGCCUCGCACAAGCCUCUGAUAAUACAGGUCGCCCUUGUUGAUAGUAAUAAUUAUAACCGUCCAUCCCCUUUUUUUUUCUCUUGCCCAUUAAAAUCCUGAAAACAAAAUGUCAAACAUAACUUUUGUUGACCCGUCGCCCGUCUAAUUUUUGCUGUGGGAGACAUUCCAAAUUUCAAAUCACACUGCGUAACAAAUAAGGAAAUGAGAAAGCAUAAACUCCAAAUCCAAAGGCAAAAAAGGGUAUCCAUGGAACAUCCGUGGGUCAGGGGAAUCGGCAAGUCGGAAAACGAAGAAUCAAAACACUAGGUAAUGUACAGUCCGAAUGGGCCGUUCCGCGGGGUUGGGCUCUCGGGUCCUUGGGCUGGAACCGGUAAGAGAUGACAUAGGAAAUAACAUAGGAAAAGAUAAUAAAUAAUAGAAAUUGGUCCAGAUCCUCGGGAUGGUUGUCCAAAAUGGGCACGGAGAAAGAUCCGAUCAGACUACGAGGGGCAUUGUCCUUCUAGAUGGUUGGGUUCUGAAGGAUGUCCUCACAGUUGGCAUCAAAGCGGAAGUUGAAGAGGCGGACGCCCUGCAUGAACUUGUCUGUACGGGGCCCUUCGCGCUCUCGCCCAAAGAGGGUGUCGACAAACUCAACACCAGACGUCUUACCGAGGCCGGUCUGACGCUUCUUGGCAACCUUGAGCAUGGGGGCCUCGCAAGAUCGAAGAAUGGCGCGGAGCUUCUCCAUCAGACGCUCACCAGCCUCGACAAAAGUGAGCAUUAUCUCUUUGUUUUCUUUGGAGCGGACAACGCCUAGGAUUUCUUCAGCACGCUUUACCUUGCCUGAAAGUUGGAUAAGCAGAAGCCAUAGCUCGCCAGCCAUUUCGGAAAUGGGGGCGACAGGGCCUUCACUAUAAACGGUCCAGUCAUAGAUCCACUUCCCGAGGCUGUUGGCAUCAAAGACACUUCCCAAAAGAAGGAUUGGCUGCUCAUUAGGGUCCCAGUUCUUGAGUGAAUAACCCGUUGGGAUCUUGUGGAGCUUAGCAUCCUCUUCAGUGGCCUUGCGAGGAGUCGCAGUCGGUGCAGGUGCGGGCUUGACAGGUUCAACCUUGGCAGGUUUGGAGCUAGAUGCGGGACGGGCCGUGGAGGGGCGCUGGGGUCCAGAAGUAGAAGCACGGCGAGAUCGAGUCUGGUUGGCCGUGGGUGGGCGAGCCUUGGAGGAGUUUGGUGGUCUAGACUCAGUUCGCGACUCCUGCUGUACCUGCGCACGAGGAGACUGGUGAACACGUGGAGACUGGUGAACCUUGGCAGCAGGCUUGCUGGGGGUAGUGGCUACCGAAGCAGGAGCUGGGGCAAAGUUGGGUGCAUAGGCGGGAUAGUCGUAGUCGUAAGGAUAGUAAGACGUCUGCUUGUGACCAUCAUGAUUAGUGCUCCAUCCUCCCUCAUGUUGAUGACCAAGAGAAUGCCUAGCCUGGCGACCACUGGAACGCGACUGAGCUAGCAAGACAAAUGUGCCUGCCUGCGUCUCGAUGAUUUCGUCCUCGUCGGAUUCUCCGUAUGGGGUCGAAGAGCGAACGUAGGAGGCAUACGAGUUGCGGCGACUGCGCCGAGCGCUGUUGGAAUCGGACUGCGACGGGUGGAAAAGGCGGCGAGACGACGACGACGACGGGAAAUCAUUAGCACUCACAUCUACCGUGGCAUACUCCCCGGAACUGUUGUAGCGUGGAGAAUCUCUAGCAGGCCGGGGUGUGUAGGUGGACUGCUGGGAGUAGCUGGAAGAUCUGGUGUGCCCUGCGCGUGUGGAAGAUCGUCGAGGGGUCGAGUCGAGCCAGGUUUGACGGGGAGAAGGAGUCGGGGUGGCGGAAGUCAUGCGAGAGUACUCCCAGUCACGGCCGGGAGUAGAUCCAGGAGUUCGUGGUGAGAAGCUCAUGAUUGUAUAUGAUGUGGUGGUGGAUUGUGGUGAUUUUUUAUUGGUGAUAUAUGUGAAAUGUUGUGGGAUGUCGCUGUGACAUCAAAGCCGAGUUGGAAAUCAAAAUCGGACUGGUGGUUGGCUCCCCGUCGGAACCUUGAGGUAGUAGAGAAAUGGUGCGAGUGGCUAUUCAGUAGCGGUUGUAGUCAUGCGCAGUAGCGAGCCAAAAUGGCAGUGGGUGUUGGUUAUUCACCGCGGUGGUUGGUCUGAUGUUGAUGGAUGUGGGAAAAAGCUUGCUCUGUUAAACAUGACCGGGUGUGUGGUGAAUUGUUAUAUAGAUUUUCCUCGAACGGAGUGGCGAGGAAGAUCUAUAUCAAGUUGAAUGAUUAGACCAGGUCCUAGGAGCUAGAACUUGGGCUAUUAGUAGAUUUGCUGUGGUGCUGGUAACGUUUGAACCAGCGUGGCGACUUCAAGUGUCGUCGUGAGGAUGGUCGUGUAAAUCAGGUGACGCCUCGCAGAACAAGUGCAAGGAGCAGUGCAGGCUGAAGUGGGCAAAAACAACAAGGCACGUCUUUUUAGAAAAGAGUGUGCCUGUGAUAGGGCUGAGUGGCAAAGUGGUGAUGAAUAUGCUGUUCCGUUGGCAGAAAGCCAAAAUGGUGAAGAGUCAAGUCAGAAGCAUGAGAGAAGAGGUUGGGCAAAGGAGAUAUACAAGUAGGAAAUUUGGGGUGUGGGUGUGGGCGAAUGCCAUUCACAGCAUAACAGGGAUGGGGGCGUGGGUGGCUGGGGUGUGUGCUUUUGUGCAACCUCUUCCAUUUUGUUAUUUCCUUUUCCUGUGCCUCUUUUUUUUUUUU
Messenger RNA from [Torrubiella] hemipterigena, 8792 nucleotides. NCBI's taxonomy places the organism in Eukaryota, Fungi, Ascomycota, Sordariomycetes, Hypocreales, Clavicipitaceae. The record is from the annotation of a GenBank genome assembly.